This is a messenger RNA of Vanessa tameamea, 1604 nucleotides long. RefSeq lists its product as uncharacterized. Lineage: Eukaryota; Metazoa; Arthropoda; Insecta; Lepidoptera; Nymphalidae. The transcript has 3 exons. The record is from RefSeq and is a predicted model, not a curated record. The coding region runs from base 716 to 1600 and encodes 294 amino acids.
UUGUACAAUAAUAUAAUAAAAUUAUUAGUAAAAAAAUUAACAAUUUCAUAGCAUAAUUUUCAGCUUUUUUUAUAUAGUCGAAUUGUUUUUUUAUUUAUUAAAAUAUGGUUCGUAACAAUCCUUGCGCCCCUUUGAGGGAUUGCCAAAGCCGUGAGUUACGGGGUGGUGUACUUUACACAGACUGCUAUUGUCUACGUCGAAAUGGAUUGCAGUAUGAUUGUCGAAGAAGUGGUUGUCAAACUUCGCCGCUAUGCCAAGUAUUGCCAACUCCAUUGUGUGGUCCAGCAACCAUGGCAUGCAUCAAACACUGCGGUAAUCCACAUGCUGAAGCGUUGUAUAGCAUUUGUAAAAUGAAAAAGAAAUAUUAACUAUUUUAUAAAGAUUUCAAUGACUGGCGACAAAUAAAAUAAAACUGAAAUUGGAAGCCAUUGAAAAACUACUGGCACGUUAUUUUGACAAAUAAUAUUCGUAGAAUAAUUAUUAAGUUUUGUACCGAUUUAAAAUGAGAACAGAGGAGCAGAAUACAAAUCGUUAUCGUCAUGAGUAGACAUAAAUAACAUACGAAAAAUUAUCAAGUAUUAAUAAAUAAAUUUUAAAAAUUUCUAGUGUGAUAUUCGGAUAAUAUUUUGGUAAUUUAAUUUAAAAUCAUUAAAAAUCAGUAAAAAUAUAUAAAUUACAUCGUUUCGACAUCACCGCGGUAUAGAAGGAUUAUAAAAUGUGUUCGCCAUGUGGUCCCAUGGUUUGUUACAAGUAUGAAGACUGCGGACCGCCGGUAAGUAGAGCAGCCGAAAAGGGGGCUCCCACCGCGGAAGAAAACGAUGCAGAAAAAACAGGAUCAAAGGAAAAUCAGCUGAAGAGAACAAAAAGCCGUGAACUCCGUGGCGGAAUUAUGUAUUAUAGCUGUCAUUGCAUAAAAAGAAAUGGUCUUCAACAUGAUUGUCGGCGUACUGGUUGUGGUGGAGAGGCGGCAUGUUUAGUUUUACCUGACCCUUUAUGUGCUCCAAGUCAACUAGCGCGAGCGCGUGGACUUGCAGAUCCGGCUCCGCUAGCAGCUCAUCUUCGGGCUCAAGCGGGCACUUCGGGAGAUUUAGCAGAAUCGAAUUUCGGAUCUAGUGGUGGUAAAAGGUUCAUAGUUUGUGAACUAAAAGGCGUGGUACCUGACGGUUCAUCGACUAAAAAGGAACAAUGUUGUUGUAAGUUACCUACACCCCUUCCUAAUCGAGUAAAUAAAGAUUUCACUAGAGAUUUAAACAGUAAGAAUACACCUGAAAGUCUUUUCGUUCUGGACGAACAAACAAUGAAUGCAAUUAUCAACAAUAUACAAAAUAAAAAAAUAUUAACUACAGAUACUAAAAAACCUAAUGAUCGAUCACAACGAAUAGAUACGGUUAAAGAAGUGUGUACUAGACCUGGCUGUGUACACUGGAAACCGCCGUCGCCUUGUUUAUGGGAUUUACCUUGUAAAGCAGACUGUUUUGAGGCACCACCUGGUAUUCAACCUGGGCGUAAUCUAUUAAGUGGUAGCGGCGGUUCCAGAAUACCAAGCUUGCUACAUCGAGAACCCGGUCAACACAUGAUAAUACUUAAUCCUAUAGAAUGAAUUU